This is a messenger RNA of Schistosoma haematobium, 2112 nucleotides long. RefSeq lists its product as uncharacterized. The coding region runs from base 1243 to 1944 and encodes 233 amino acids. The transcript is spliced from 11 exons. The record is from RefSeq and is a predicted model, not a curated record. NCBI's taxonomy places the organism in Eukaryota, Metazoa, Platyhelminthes, Trematoda, Strigeidida, Schistosomatidae.
UUUGCAAUUAUAACAAAAUCAUUGAUUGUUUGGGCUUCUUCCGCUGAAAUCAUUAUUCAUUCACAAAAGUGUAGACUGUUAAUCAUUCGACAGUAAUUGACUCAUUACGUUUAGCGUGAGCGAAUUCAGGUCCACUUCUUCCUGACCAAUAAGAAACGUUUCGUCUAUUUUGGUCGCCAAGUCUAUUUAGAGCCAACGAUACAAUGUGCCGGUCAAAUGGGCUGUUUUGUGACUGCUCGAAAGUCACAAUCCCACAUUCAACGAUGAUGGAGUCGUCUGACACGAUUGAUUUCAUUAAACAUAAAUUCAGAUGUAGAAAUGCCAAUUAAGUUGUCCAAUCAAGAUAGGUUUUGUUACUUGUAUUUUAACCUAUCAAAUCAAAUUAAUGUACCAUUAGUAAACAGUGCACAAACCAUUACAAGAAACAAAAUGUUUGUUCGUGAAAAUAUGAGCACACAUUUUGAUCAACAUUAAAAACCCCUCACUUAGUUAAAUCUAUGGCUAAUCAUAUCCAAUAUAAUUUUCAUCAAUAGAGGCUUUGGAAUUUCAACCAACGGUGGAUAGGUGUCAGCCUUUGGAGUACAACAGCUAGAAGUAUAUUGCAUUACGAUGAGUUCGUCUUCCACGAUGAUUGGUUAACAAUGAUCAUGUAAUUUUAUGAAACGUGAUGUUUCUAAUGGUCACUUUGGAUCGUCAAAUAAAAAAGAAACAAACAAACACUUAAAAAAUGUAUAUAAACACGACAAGGUCUAACAAAAAUUAUUAACGUUGUGAACAAGAAGAUGAGGUGAGUGUUGACUGUACAGUUAAAGCAAAUGAGUAUGUUAUAUGAACUUUAAUUUGUUUCAAUGAAAUAAGGCUGUCUAUUUCUAUCUGAACCAUUCCAGGCAGAGCUUUGCAACUGGCCAGUUUAUACUUCUCUAUUCUAUCAUCGUAUUGAUUUAUGAAUUCUUUAACUGCUAUGACAUUUGCACAAAACCUGAAUUGGAGAAAUACGAAAAAACAAUUUUUGAAAGUGAUGCAUCUAGUUAUUCUCAUCACUACUAUUAUUCCCGGACAAUCCGCUCUAAUCAGUCUCUACCAGAUGUUAGACGCAGCUUUGAAAACGUGGAUGCUGAUAAAGAAAUUUUUGCGAAAUUCCCGUCUACGUUUUACGGUGCUGCAGUCAUCAAAUACAGAAUAACCAAAUUAGGUAAAAUUAGUGUGUACGGUCAACCGUACUCAGGAAAAAUUAGCAAUCAUAUGGGAAGCAACUAUGAGUCGGAAUCUGAAACUUUGGAUCAGGGGGAAUCAAUAGCCGUCAGAGAGCGUUUUUAUCGAGAUGCUUAUGAUAAAGGUCAGGGUCGUACAUUCAGUAUAACUACUAUGAUACAUCCGAAAGGGAAGAUAUCAUUCUAUUAUGAAAACAUUCCUAAGUUCAUUAACGAAACCGAGAAGCAGUCGUCUUUUUCGGUCACUAUUCCGUGCGGAAAAGAUAAGAAAGAAAUUGUAAUGAACGUUCCUGGAAAAUGGAUUCAAAGUGGAACGUUAGUGGAGUAUGAAGCUCUCGGGGAUUGUCCAAAACACAAUUCAACUGAAGCAUGUCAUGGAGCAACAACAUUGAAUACAAGGUGUAUUUGGUGUGAAACAGCCAACAUGUGCAUUACCAGCAAUGAUAAGGAUCUUCAUGAAUUCAAAGUAAAUGGUUGCAAGAAUAAUAGCUUGGAUGUCAAUGCUCCCACUGAACUAACAACUCCAGCAACUAAUGAAUUGAACAAGACUAAUCCAAGCAAUGAAUCACAUUUGGAAAGAAAAUCACUGUCACACGUGUACAUCGUUGUACCAUUAGUUAUAUGUUUUCUUAUUUUAUGCAUUGGUUGUGGCAUUUGGCUAUGGUUCUAUAGAAGGGAGAGAGUUCAUCAAUGGUUCUCACGAAUAGCUUCUCAAUUUUCCUCAUCAAGAUGACUGUGUUAUUUUAAUUUUCGUAUUUUAUGAAAUACUUUUUCUAUUCUGUUGAUCAUUUCAAUACAUUGAAGAUUGUUUCAUGGAACUGCAUAUCACAUUGAUGAUUGUUUACUUAAUGACUGAUGUCACUUUGUUGGUAGAAUAUAAAAAUAUAUUUUUUUGUAUUUG